Molecule: messenger RNA, 528 nt
Organism: Penicillium nucicola
Lineage: Eukaryota; Fungi; Ascomycota; Eurotiomycetes; Eurotiales; Aspergillaceae
Product: YbhB/YbcL family Raf kinase inhibitor-like protein
Exons: 2
Coding region: 1-528 (175 amino acids)
Biological process (GO): regulation of proteolysis; regulation of Ras protein signal transduction
Molecular function (GO): peptidase inhibitor activity; phospholipid binding
Source: RefSeq, a predicted model, not a curated record
AUGCCUUCGGACAACCACUUCAAGAGAGCCAUGUCUCUCGUCGACGCCGACAAGACAAAGGUCCUCGGCCUGACCGUUGGAAAAUACGAGAACGUGCAGCUGGGCCAGUAUGUCCCACGCUCUGAGGCUCAAGCUCCUCCCAAGCUCACCUUCGCCGGCGCAUCCCCCACCAGCACCUACAUGGUUGUGAGCCUGGAUGUCGACGCGCCAUUCCCCUCUCUCACCUUCCUAGGCCCUAUCCUGCACUGGAUCCAGCCCGAGGUCAAGGUUGGCGACGCAUCUGCGCUCGAAUUUGACGCACCCUUUGUCGCCAACUACAUCGGCCCGGCUCCUCCUCCUGGUAGCUCUCCCCACCGCUACAUCUUCUUCCUGUAUGAGCAGCCUGCCGGCUUCAACCACAAGGACCAUGCUCCUGCUGAUGGAAAGCCACUGGGUAACAUGGGUCGAAUUCGUUAUGAUUUCGAUGCCUGGGCCGAGAAGAUCAAGCUCGGGGACCCUGUCGCUUUCAACUACUUCACGAGCAACUAG